AUGUUUUCGAUGCUGACGACCACUGUCCGCAAGAGGCCGUCCAGCAUUCUUGUCAUUCUUUUGUUGCCGUUGAUCACACUCUUUUAUUUUCGCUAUGUUGUCGUGGAGCAACACAAGACCGAGCAGCUCGUCACCGACCUACACACCUACGUGGCCGAGUACCCUCUCGAUGUCGCCCUCCCGGACUUCGCCUCGGUGGCCAACCAAGUGGCGGCGCUGUCACAGCUCGCGGGGCUGUAUAUGCGAGAACAGACGCUCGACCGCAGCCGGCUGAAAGACUCCCUCGCUCACCUGUUCCCCUGGUGGAACGAAGACAAACUGGCCUACGUGCCGUGGAAACACCAGAAGAGGCAGAAACCCUGGUCCAAGGAGAAGCCGGAGCUGAAGACGGGCAUCGUCGUCUGUGUCGGGGACGGCAACGUCGAAGACGCUCUCUUUUUGAUCACCAACCUGAAAAAAGUCCUCAAGAAUGAACUCCCCAUCGAAAUCGCCUACGCGGGCGAUUCCGACCUGUCUCCCCAUACCCGCACCUUUCUCCGUGCCACCAGCAAAGACAUCCAAUUCCUCGACCUCACCAAAAUCUUUGACAACUCCCUAAUUGACCUCAAAGGCUGGGCCACCAAACCGUUCGCCCUCAUCGCCAGUCGAUUUCCCCAGACGAUUCUCGUGGACGCCGACGCCGUCUUCUUCUCCCACCCCGAGCGGGCCUGGACCGAGUACGAGGGCCUGCGGGAAACCGGCACGCUGUUCUUUCACGACCGCGCCGUGACCAUGGACCGGAGCGAGAACCGCCGCAAGUUCGUGGCGGAGCAGCUGGUCAAGACCGGCCGACAGCCCUCGCACCGGCUCAACAGCAGUUCGCUGUUCUACAAGGGCUACAUCGGCGAGGAGGCCGACUCGGCGGUGGUGUACUUCGACAAGUCGCGGCCGGAGCUGUACGUGACGGGCUUGUUCGCGGCGUGGAUGAACGUGCAGGACGUGCGCGACGCCAUCACGUGGGACACGUUCUGGGGGGACAAGGAGUCGUACUGGCUGGCGGCGGAGCUGACGGGGGUGCCGUACGCGUUCGAGCCGUGGCAGGCGGCGCGGUUCUCGGAGGCGCUGAGCACGCCCGAGGCUGAGGUGUUCAAGACGCCGCGCAUCUGCUCGCCGCACAUGGCGCACUCGGACGCGCUGGACGACGAGCCCUUCUGGACCAACAUGGGCAUCUGGCAGAACAAGGAGGACAAGUCGCUGGGCUUCGCCAACUGGACCCACUGGUACCUGGGCGCGCCCAUCGCCCAGACCAUCCUGACCACCGCGGCCGCCAACCUCACCGAGGAGCCCGUCGACCGCGGCAGCAACGUCACCCUGUCCCGCCCCGAGCACGAGUCCGAGGUGCUCGCCACCCAGGCCGCCUGGAACUGGCGCGACUGGACCCAGGACGCCCGCGGCUGCCCCCAGCACGACGAGACGCGCUGGCGGCCCCUGAGCCGCGAGUUUCUGGACCGGUUGCACUCCAUCAUCACCGAGGCCGAGCACAUCCGCUAUGCCUGGACGAGAAAGAAGAUCGAAAUGAAUACUUGA
Molecule: messenger RNA, 1566 nt
Organism: Fonsecaea erecta
Lineage: Eukaryota; Fungi; Ascomycota; Eurotiomycetes; Chaetothyriales; Herpotrichiellaceae
Exons: 1
Coding region: 1-1566 (521 amino acids)
Biological process (GO): protein O-linked glycosylation
Cellular component (GO): Golgi apparatus
Molecular function (GO): alpha-1,3-mannosyltransferase activity
Source: RefSeq, a predicted model, not a curated record